Molecule: messenger RNA, 323 nt
Organism: Drosophila rhopaloa
Lineage: Eukaryota; Metazoa; Arthropoda; Insecta; Diptera; Drosophilidae
Gene: ox
Product: cytochrome b-c1 complex subunit 9
Exons: 2
Coding region: 90-257 (55 amino acids)
Biological process (GO): mitochondrial electron transport, ubiquinol to cytochrome c
Source: RefSeq, a predicted model, not a curated record
UGUCAACCUUAGAAAUCAGCUGUAAAUUUGGCGUGUGGAAAAAGUUUGCCUGAGGAAAAUCAGAAGUUCAAAACGAAAAUCUCGCCAACAUGAAGGUCAUCUACAACACUCUGUUCAAGCGCACCUCCACCUACGCCGUGGCCAUCAUCGCGUCGGCCUUCUUCUUCGAGCGCGCCAUCGAUGUCACAUCGAACACGAUCUUCGAUACCGUCAACAAAGGCAAACUCUGGAAGGACAUCAAAGCCAAAUACGAAUAAAUCACUAUGAUUCGUUGUAAUUAGCAAUAAUAAUCAACGUUUAUUCUAAACGAAACGAAAACUAAA